UUAAAAAUAUGUAUAUAUGUAUAAUGAAAUAAUUAUGUGAAGCAUAAAAAAUUAAAUAUUUAUCAUUAUUGACUCUUUAACCUUCUAUUGAACGCAUUCGGAUUUAUUAUCGUACAGUGUAUUUACAGUGCACUUCUUUUAAAAUGACGGUAGUACUUGGUGGUGGUAUAUCAGGUUUAUCAGCCGCAUAUUAUGCACUAAACAAUCCGAGAAUUGGUCCAAUAAUAGUGCUGGAAGCAUCUAAUCGUUUAGGAGGAUGGAUACGAAGUCAUGAAUUAUCAAAUGGCAUAAUAUUUGAAAAAGGACCAAGAACGAUAAGAUGUUUAGGAUUAGCUGGGAAAAAUACAUUAAAUUUAUUAGAAGAUUUGCAAUUAACUAAUAAACUUAUACCUAUUAAAUCAGAUCAUCCCAGUGCUAAGAAUAGAAUGAUUUAUUCGCGUAAUAAAUUACAUUUAUUGCCAAAUUCUUUCCUUAGUAUAAUUAAGACUAAUAGUUUAUUAAAUCGUUCUUUAGCAAGUUUUCUUGUAAAAGAUUUGAUAGCACCAAUGGUACGUAAGGACGAUGAAAGUAUAUAUAGUUUUACUACAAGAAGAAUAGGAAAAGAUAUUGCCGAUUAUCUUAUUAGCCCUAUGAUUUGUGGAAUUUGUGCUGGUGAUGCACAAAAGAUAAGCGUAAAUUUUCUAAUGAAAUCUUUGUUUGAAGCAGAACAAAAACAUGGAUCUAUAACAAAAGGAUUACUCAAACAAUUAUUUAAAAAGAAAAAUGUUAAUAAUAAAAUAGAAUAUAAAUCAAACUUAGCUAAAAGGGCUGACACAGAAAAAUGGGUAGUAUGGGGUUUAAAAGGAGGACUCGAAGAACUACCACGUUCCUUAGGAAAUAAUUUACAAAGUCAAGGUGUUGAUAUACAAUUAAAUAGUCACUGUGAAAAACUCUUUUUUCAAUCCAAUCAUGUUGAAUUAAUUAUUAAUGGAAAAGCAAGAAAAUGUUCUCAUGUUAUCUCAAGUCUACCAGCAAAAACUCUAGCAAAACUGUUGGAAGAACAACAUCCUGAUUUAGCAGAACAAUUAAGAUCAAUACCUAUGGUUACAGUGGCUGUAGUUAAUCUCCAAUUUGCAGAUAAUGUCUUGCCUAUGAAUGCUUUUGGUUUUCUUGUUCCACCAGGAGAAAAUCUUCCAAUUCUUGGUGUGAUCUUCGAUUCAUGUAUUUUUCCUAAAGACUCUUCGACGGUACUAACAGUAAUGAUGGGUGGUGCAUGGUUUGAAAAAUACUUUGGCAAAGAUCCAUCAGAUGAAAAUUUGUUGAAUAUAGCAAUUAAACAAGUCAAAGAAAUCCUGAAUAUUAAAAAAGAGCCCAUAGCUUUUAAUGUGGCCAUUCUGAAGGACUGUAUUCCCCAACAUGUAGUGGGUCACGCACAACGUUUAAAUCAUAUCCGUGAUUAUAUUUCUUCACGUAGAAUCCCUCUAGCAUUGUGUGGUUCUUCUUACCAAGGUGUGGGAAUCAAUGACGUUAUUCUGUCAGCAAAAGAAGCUGUUUCUGAGAUUGUGCAACAUUCAAAUGAACUAAAAAACUGAAGUGAAACUACAACAAUUUUGUACAGCAUUUUGUAGCACUAGUCAUGAUAUUAUUAAUGUCAUAGUUAGAAAAAA
Molecule: messenger RNA, 1646 nt
Organism: Vespula vulgaris
Lineage: Eukaryota; Metazoa; Arthropoda; Insecta; Hymenoptera; Vespidae
Gene: Ppox
Product: protoporphyrinogen oxidase
Exons: 2
Coding region: 144-1571 (475 amino acids)
Biological process (GO): heme biosynthetic process
Cellular component (GO): mitochondrial inner membrane
Molecular function (GO): protoporphyrinogen oxidase activity, oxygen as acceptor
Source: RefSeq, a predicted model, not a curated record